Molecule: messenger RNA, 2716 nt
Organism: Tripterygium wilfordii
Lineage: Eukaryota; Viridiplantae; Streptophyta; Magnoliopsida; Celastrales; Celastraceae
Product: probable serine/threonine-protein kinase WNK9
Biological process (GO): intracellular signal transduction; protein phosphorylation
Cellular component (GO): cytoplasm
Molecular function (GO): ATP binding; protein serine/threonine kinase activity
Source: RefSeq, a predicted model, not a curated record
AUGGUGGAGUUGUAAAACCUUGUCCUUUUUUUUUUUUCCCUCUCAUCUCAUGUGAAUUAAAUAUUACUAAUUGGUUUUUUGUAUAAAAAAGGGAUUGUGAAAAGAAAAGUAAUUUUUGUUUAUGAAAAAAAGAUUAUUUUUUGUAUGAUAGAUCAGCUUUCUCAUCUGUUAUCUCACAUAAGAAACAGAACGGAAAGAGAGAGAAAGAGAGGGCAAAACUGUUGAGGAGAAAUCCCAAAUCACAACAAAGGAACAAGAAGAGGAAGCAAAAAUAAAUAGAGAAUUUUUGGAGAAUGAAUGGUCUCGCACAUCUUGAGGAGCCAGAUGAUUAUUCUGUGUUUGUUGAAGUUGAUCCUACUGGAAGAUAUGGCAGAUACAAUGAAAUCCUCGGCAAAGGAGCUUCGAAGACAGUUUACAGAGCCUUUGACGAGUAUGAAGGGAUUGAAGUUGCUUGGAACCAAGUCAAGCUUUACGAUUUCCUUCAAAGUCCCGAAGAUCUUGAAAGACUCUACUGUGAAAUCCAUCUACUCAAGACAUUGAAGCACGAGAACAUUAUGAAGUUCUACACUUCUUGGGUUGAUACUGCGAAUAGGAACAUUAACUUUGUGACUGAAAUGUUCACUUCUGGGACUUUGAGACAAUAUAGGCUAAAGCACAAGAGAGUUAACAUUAGAGCGGUCAAGCAUUGGUGUAGACAGAUCCUGAGAGGACUUCUCUACCUUCAUAGCCGUGACCCUCCUGUGAUCCACAGAGAUCUGAAGUGUGACAACAUCUUUGUCAAUGGGAACCAAGGGGAAGUGAAGAUUGGGGAUCUUGGCCUUGCUGCGAUUCUCCGGAAAUCACAUGCUGCUCAUUGUGUUGGCACACCAGAGUUCAUGGCUCCAGAAGUGUAUGAAGAGGCAUAUAAUGAAUUAGUUGACAUUUACUCAUUUGGGAUGUGCGUUUUGGAAAUGGUCACCUUUGAAUAUCCAUAUAGUGAAUGUACCCAUCCUGCUCAAAUCUACAAGAAAGUUAUAUCUGGUAAGAAACCUGAUGCUUUGUACAAGGUGAAGGAUCCAGAAGUCAGACAAUUUGUUGAAAAGUGCUUGGCAACUGUGUCUCUGAGGCACUCAGCAAGAGAGUUGUUGAAUGACCCGUUCCUUUGUAUGGAUGAUUUCGAAUCCAAUUUGAGACCACUGGAUUACACGAGUGAGUUCCAUGACAUGGGUCCUCUUCUGAGGCAACCUUACCCUGAAUUUCAUCACCAUAAUAGUUCCUUCACUAAUGGAUACUCAAAUGGUUAUGGUUAUGGUUAUGGUUAUGGUUAUGAAUCCCAAGCCGAAUGGGGGUAUCAGCCAACUGAGACUGAACACAGUGGAAUCGAACUUUUUGAAUACCAUGACAAUGAUCAUUCUCCAAAUGUCGACAUAAGUAUCAAAGGAAAGAAGAGAGACGAUGGUGGCAUCUUUUUAAGACUCAGAAUUGCUGAUAAAGAAGGCCCUAUCCGUAAUAUAUAUUUCCCAUUUGACAUUGAAACUGAUACGGCAUUGAGUGUGGCAACUGAAAUGGUUGCAGAACUUGAUAUUACUGAUCAAGAUGUGACAAAAAUAGCAGAUAUGAUUGAUGGGGAGAUUGCUUCCUUGGUGCCUGAAUGGAGAACUGGACCAGGGAUAGAAGAAACACCCCGCUUUACUAAUCAAAACUAUUGCCAAAACUGUGCUUCGAAUCGUACUUCCAACGGUUCCCUGAUGGAAUAUUUGUCAAAUAAUCCUGGCACAAGGAACUUGGAACUCCUUCAAUGUUGUAUACAUGGAUGUGCUGCUUCAAUGCAUGGUCGGUUUGAAGAGAUUACAUUUCAAGUUGAUGAAUCUGAGAAUGAGAUUGAGGGUGCACCAAAUCCAUUGAAUUAUGUGGAAAUAUGGAAUCAACAUGAAAGCCGUGAACUUAGUCCAGUGUACUCUGGACGAAGCCACUCUGAUGAAGAAUAUGAAAAGUUGAACCACCUUAGCUCAGCAAAGGAUGAGGAAGAAACGAAACUGGAAAGCAAAAUUGCUUCCGGUGCAAGAAAAUCAGUUCAUUCCUUGGCACGUUGUCGAUCAAUCUAUGACGUUCCUUCAUUGCUAUAUGACCUCUCAGACGGUUAUGAGAAUGAAAUACAGCAGGAACUUAGAUGGCUUAAAGCAAAGUACCAGAUGGAGUUGAGGAAAGUUAAAGAUAAAAAACUGGGGCUUGUUUCAGAAUCCUCAAGUUGUGGCAACUGGUUCAUGUCAUCUUCGGGAUCAAACCCAUCUCAAGGAGGUGCCAAUGGAAUUGUCAUUGAAUCCUUAGACUGUGGCAAGUAUGUGAGUGCCAACAUCCCUGCUUAUGUGAAGAAAAGCUACCCCAAUUUGGAAUCCCAAAUGCCCCGAAAUUGUGCCGCGAUGAAGGAGCCCCAAUUAGCUAAGGAAUGGUCACUACAAACUGUUUCUACAAUAGUGCUCCAUUGCUUCCAAACUCUCUUCACAGGACAACAUCCCUCCCAGUUGAUGCUGUUGAUGUAUAGAAUCUGUAAGGCCAUUCAUUCUUUCAUGCAACUUAUAUAUACUCCUUAUAGAGGCUGCGUGUAUGAUUAUGGGGGGGAGAGGUUUUUUGAGGGUUUUAGGCAUUGCUUGUAUUAUGUACAUUAUCCAUUCAACACAAAACAAUGGGAAUAAGAUGGCAUUCAGUUUAUAUCAAGAGAAAUGUAGUUAUUGCGGCU